Messenger RNA from Closterium sp. NIES-67, 2045 nucleotides. NCBI's taxonomy places the organism in Eukaryota, Viridiplantae, Streptophyta, Zygnematophyceae, Desmidiales, Closteriaceae. The record is from the annotation of a GenBank genome assembly.
CUGUCGCAUCGCAUCUCCUGCUCGCCUCUUCCCUCCUGUUCCAUGUGCCUGCCAUACAACCAGUUCCUCUGAGCUCGUGUGAUCUCCCGAAUCCCUUCCGAGCCGCAACGACAGACUCAACCCAAUGGCGUCCGCCACGCUUCUUCCGGCUGCGGCCAACCUCAAGCUCAACGGCCUGUGCGCGUCCCAGCCUCGCCUCGCCUCUUCCGCUGCGUCGCUCGCAGCGUCCAAGCCUCAAGCCCAGCCGAGCCGUCGUCGCCUCGCAGCUGCGCCCGCCGUGAUCCGCGCCGACGCCGCCCCCGCGGACGCCGCGGCGGUGCCGCCCGCAUGGCCGGGGCGGGCGGAGGCGCCGGCAUCGCCGCACGACUGGGCCGCCCCGAAAGCGAUAUCGCUGAUCGGGUCGACCGGCUCCAUCGGCACGCAGACGUUGGACAUAGUGGCGGAGCACCCCGACAGGUUCAGGGUCGUCGCGCUGGCCGCCGGCUCCAACAUCGCGCUCCUGGCGCAGCAGGUGCGCCAGUUCCAGCCGGCGCUGGUGUCGGUGCAGAACCCCGCGCUGGUGGGGGAGCUGAAGGAGGCGCUCGCGGGGCUGUCGCCCAUGCCCGAGAUAGUGGCGGGGGACGCGGGGAUCGUGGAGGUGGCGCGGCACCCUGACGCAGAGACAGUGGUGACGGGCAUUGUGGGGUGCGCCGGACUCAAGCCCACGGUGGCGGCCAUUGAGGCGGGCAAGGACAUCGCCCUGGCCAACAAGGAGACGCUCAUCGCGGGCGGGCCGUACGUGCUGCCGCUCGCCAAGAAGCAUGGCUGCCACAUCCUGCCCGCCGACUCCGAGCACUCCGCCAUCUUCCAGUGCAUCCAAGGGCUGCCAGAGGGUGGUCUGCGCCGCAUCAUCCUCACCGCCUCCGGUGGCGCCUUCAGGGACUGGCCCGUGGAGAAGCUCAAGGACGUGAAGCCGGCGGACGCACUGAAGCACCCCAACUGGAGCAUGGGGCGCAAGAUCACCGUGGACUCCGCCACCCUCAUGAACAAGGGGCUGGAGGUGAUUGAGGCGCACUACCUGUUUGGCGCGGACUACGACAACAUCGACAUCGUCAUCCACCCGCAGAGCAUCAUCCACUCCAUGGUGGAGACGCAGGACUCGUCGGUGCUGGCGCAGCUGGGGUGGCCCGACAUGCGCCUGCCCAUCCUCUACACGCUCUCCUGGCCCGACCGCGUGCCCACCUCCGAGAUCACCUGGCCCCGCCUUGACUUCAUCAAGAUGGGCGACUUGACGUUCCGGGAGCCCAACCGCGACAAGUACCCGUCCAUGGACCUGUCAUACGCGGCGGGGCGGGCAGGCGGUACCAUGACGGGCGUGCUGAGUGCGGCCAACGAGCAGGCGGUGGAGAUGUUUCUCGACGACAAAAUCUCCUACCUGGACAUCUGCCGGGUCAUCGAGAGCACAUGCGACCGCCACCGCAACGACCUUGUGGUAGCGCCGUCGCUGGAGGACAUCGUGCACUUCGACCAAUGGGCGCGCGUCUACGCCGCUGAGGUGGCGUCCAAGCUCAGCACCGUCUCUGUCUGAAACCGCGCAGGGCAAGCCAAUUGCACUUCCUUCACUCUGGAUACCGGUAGAUGACAGUUUUGGGAUAGCUUUUACUUGUAGCUAAUAUAUGUAGCAAUAUGUUUAUCAUGACCGGGUGUAUCGGUUUUAGUUCUAUUCUACUACCGUAUGAGUCGCAAAUUUCGCGCCUGUGCCUCUUCCUAUCCCUGCAACGUUAUUCAUCCCAACACGAUCGUCCACGCGUUAGUCCGACAUCUGUAGUCCCUCCCGGGGAACACGUCCGAGGUGCUAGAAAACUUGCCAACACGAGUAGGCGGUAGAGAACUGUCCCCGAGUCGCGAUCGCGCCACCCGCGUCUCCACGUAGCUGUCCUCCGCACUCCUCGCCGCCGCACUCCGCGCACCCAAUUCACAAUGCCUCCAGGUGCCACGUGCCUCCAGGUGCCACGUGCCUCCAGGUGCCACGUGCCUCCACUCCUCGCCCGCACCCCCUAAUUCAC